This is a messenger RNA of Ilex paraguariensis (yerba mate), 677 nucleotides long. NCBI's taxonomy places the organism in Eukaryota, Viridiplantae, Streptophyta, Magnoliopsida, Aquifoliales, Aquifoliaceae. The record is from the annotation of a GenBank genome assembly.
CAAUUCUGUUGUUAGAGACUUUACACCAACAAAACUGCUGGGGCAACUCUUUGUUCUUCUUCCUUUAGCAAUGAGUUUUGAGCCAAACACCUCUCUCAAUCUGAAUUAUUUUCCAAACAAUGAGUCCAAUCUAAACCUUGUACUCGACCCCUCAUCAUCUUCUUCGUCAUCAUCUCCCCGUAGUCUUGCCGAACCACGAGUGUUCUCCUGUAACUAUUGCCGGAGGAAGUUUUACAGUUCACAAGCACUUGGAGGACAUCAAAACGCUCACAAGCUCGAAAGAACCUUAGCAAAGAAGAGCAGAGAGCUGAGCUCAGCUGUGAGACCUCAUGCAGGGUGGAACCAGCCCUCUGCGCCUGGUUCAAAUGGCUUGAGCCAUGCUCGGCUUGAGCAGCCACCGGGCAUCGGACUUGAACAUCGUGGGCAUGCUGGAAGGUUUACGAGUGAUCUGAUUUAUGGAAGGAGAGAUUUGAAUUAUGGUUCCAGAGAAGAUGGUCAUUGGGUUGAUGGUUACAAGCCUGAGAGUGUUCAAGAGGAGUUCAGCCAGCUUGACUUGUCCCUUAGGCUUUGAGUCACAUUACAGCUUGAAAUGUAAUUUCAUUUUCCUUUUUUGUUUUUGGGGUUAACUAUGAAUGAGUUCUAUGCGCUAAGAGUAUUUGAAUUAAAAUUGAAGAGGC